AUGAUCGAGACCAUUAUCCAUAAUCCCAUUAUCCCAGGUUUCGCGCCGGAUCCGUCGUGUGUUUACGUCGAUGGCUGGUACUACCUGGUCAACUCUUCUNUUUACGCCUUUCCCGGCCUCCCGAUAUACUCCUCCAAAGAUCUUUCCAAAUGGAGACACAUCGGUAGUGUCUUGUUGAGCCAUCUCCACGAUCUCUUGCUAAUCGUAUAUCCAGGAAAUGCCAUCAAUCGGCCUGAUCAGCUCAGUCUCGACAAAGCUCUGACUGUCAAGUUUCCCAUGGGCCUAGGCAGGAUGCUCAUGGCCACAGAAGGUCUCUUAGCACCAAGCAUUCGUCAUCACAAAGGCACAUUCUAUGUCAUAUGCACGAAUGUGACAUCCAACGGACUCGAUCUUGAGUAUAACAACUUUUAUGUCCAAACCUCCGACAUCCAAUCCAACUCGUGGUCAGAUCCCAUUUACUUUGAUUUCAAUGAGAUUGAUCCAAGUCUCUUUAUUGAUGACGACGACCGAGCCUAUAUUCAAGGAUCAUACAGGGCAGGACCUGUGUGGGACCCACAGUGCAGCAUCGGCCAGUUUGAGGUCGACAUUGAGACUGGAAAAGCACUCUCAGAGAUCCAGCAUAUUUGGCUAGAUGCACUGGGCAAUCAAGAUGCCGAAGGACCACAUGUCUACAAGAAAGACGGUUACUACUACCUUCUCGCUGCAGAAGACGGGACAUUCGAGAAACAUGCAAUCACCAUGGCUCGUUCAGCCAAUAUCUGGGGACCUUACGAGAGAUGUCCGAACAAUCCUUUGCUGUGUGCUUUCGGCAGCCAGGAGCCCGUGCAACAUACCGGGCACGGGGAUUUGUUCCAAGCACCUGAUGGACAGUAG
Molecule: messenger RNA, 873 nt
Organism: Aureobasidium uvarum
Lineage: Eukaryota; Fungi; Ascomycota; Dothideomycetes; Dothideales; Saccotheciaceae
Source: the annotation of a GenBank genome assembly